UAGGUCUCCUUCAUUGUGCCCUGUCUUCGUCACAGGUAGCGGUAAGCUAGGCUAGCUGUCAGUUCAUUCAGCAGCACCACGCCAGGGACGUUACAGGCUUUGCAGACUCCCCUUGCAAAUUAUUUUGCUGCACUGCACAAUGGCUGUCCCUCCAGCAUACUCAGACCUUGGCAAGUCUGCCAAGGACAUCUUCAGCAAGGGCUACGGUUUCGGCCUUGUGAAGCUGGACCUGAAGACCAAAUCUCAAAGUGGAGUGAUGGAGUUCAACACGUCCGGCUCCAGCAACACAGACACGGGGAAGGCGUCCGGCAGCCUGGAGACCAAAUACAAGAUGAAGGAGCUCGGCCUGAGCGUCAACCAGAAGUGGAACACAGAUAACACGCUGGCUACCGAGGUCACCGUGGAGGACCAGCUCGCUCAGGGACUGAAGGUUGCCUUGGAUACGUCUUUUGUACCAAACACAGGGAAGAAGAGCGGGAAGCUGAAGUCCGGCUACAAGCGCGACUACGUCAACCUGAACUGCGACGUGGACUUCGAGGGUCCCAUCAUUCAUGCCGCCGCCGUGUUGGGCUACGAGGGCUGGCUGGCCGGCUACCAGAUGGCCUUCGACACCGCCAAAUCCAAACUGGCCCAGAACAACUUCGCCCUGGGGUACAAGGCCGGAGACUUCCAGCUGCACACCAACGUGAACGACGGGACCGAGUUCGGUGGCUCCAUCUACCAGAAGGUGAACGAGGAGCUGGAGACGGCGGUGACUCUGGCCUGGACCGCCGGCAGCAACAACACCCGCUUCGGCAUCGCUGCCAAAUACAAGCUGGACAAAGACGCCUCUCUGUCUGCCAAAGUGAACAACGCCAGUCUGAUUGGAAUCGGCUACACCCAGAGCCUGCGGCCAGGUGUGAAAGUCACCCUCUCGGCCCUCAUCGACGGGAAGAACUUCAACGCCGGCGGACACAAAGUGGGCAUGGGCUUCGAGCUGGAGGCGUAAGGAGGACGCUCAGCACAGACGCCAUCACCUCAUGUAGCUCCUCCUCUCUGGACUCCCCUCACACAUUCCCGUUUCUGACGAGCGUCUCUGACAGUAACGGAGUCUCGAGCUGCGAGGUGGUGCAAAGUUACUGUUUUCAUGGCUGUGACACUAUUUAUUUCCUUGUAGGUCUUGGAUGAAGUAGUUGUUGGUGUAAAUGUGUAGUUUGUUCCAGCUGUCGUUCCUAAAAGCAUGUGAGGAUGAAAUUGUGGAUGCAGAGCUUCACGCUUGUUUGCUUGGCUUAAAAAAGGUGCAGUGUC
Messenger RNA from Melanotaenia boesemani (Boeseman's rainbowfish), 1287 nucleotides. RefSeq lists its product as uncharacterized. NCBI's taxonomy places the organism in Eukaryota, Metazoa, Chordata, Actinopteri, Atheriniformes, Melanotaeniidae. Gene Ontology annotation, molecular function: voltage-gated monoatomic anion channel activity. The coding region runs from base 140 to 988 and encodes 282 amino acids. Gene Ontology annotation, cellular component: mitochondrial outer membrane. The transcript has 10 exons. Gene Ontology annotation, biological process: monoatomic anion transmembrane transport. The record is from RefSeq and is a predicted model, not a curated record.